Messenger RNA from Phytophthora nicotianae INRA-310, 2733 nucleotides. RefSeq lists its product as hypothetical. Gene Ontology annotation, molecular function: alpha-amylase activity; cation binding; starch binding. Lineage: Eukaryota; Oomycota; Peronosporomycetes; Peronosporales; Peronosporaceae. Gene Ontology annotation, biological process: carbohydrate metabolic process. The coding region runs from base 1 to 2598 and encodes 865 amino acids. The record is from RefSeq and is a predicted model, not a curated record. The transcript has a single exon.
AUGGUCCCAUCUAAUUCGAUGAAAGGGAUCACGGCGGUUUUGGUGGUGCUUCUGCUCGCCGACGCUGCCAACGCGCAGACGCUGGCCAAAGCAAGCGAUGGCACUGGUUUCCACGUCUUCUUUCGAACUGGUUGGACAACUCCCUACAUCCACUACAACACGGGCUCUUUCUGGACGACUUCACCGGGUGUUGCAAUGACCAAGAGUAACGACUCGACCAACUUCCCUGCUGCUCUGGGUUGGUUCCGCUUCGACUUCCCAGCGUCGACGAGCUCACUCGAGCUCGUGUUCAACAACGGAAAUGGUGCCUGGGACAACAAUGGCAACGCCAAUUACAAGAUCAACGUUGCUGGAACAUGGCAAGUGACGAGCUUCGUGAGCACUCCGCCAUCGGCAACGGUUUUAACUGCAGCGAGUGAUGAUACCGGGUUGCAUGUCUUCUUCCAAACUGGUUGGACCACUCCUUACAUCCACUACUCCGCCGGAUCAACGUGGACUACGUCACCUGGAAAGCUCAUGUCUGCUAGUACCAGCUCAGCCUACCCCGCAUCGGUUGGCUGGUUCCAGUACGACUUGGCAGCCCCGCAAGCGUCUCUCCAGUUCGUUUUCAACAACGGAAAUGGUGUUUGGGACAACAACAACAAUGCGAACUACAAAGCUACCAGUGCUGGAAGGUGGAUUGUCAUGAGCACUGUGAGUGUGCCGGCAGCGACGAAGACAUCCACUCCAGCACCUACAACCGCGCCAAGUCCGAGUUCACCUCCUGUCAGUCCUACACCGUCUGGAAGCUGCUACAAUUACAACGGUCUUGAUUCUUGUUCCAGCUCCACGCAGACCGAACUUUCGGCUGCGGAUGAUCAAAGGAAGUGGCAAACCCCACCUCGUAAUGCUAGCGGAUGGUCUACUGAGUACCAAGACUACAGGUCGCUGACCGGCUACGCCCAUGUCGUGUACGGAUCUUCUCGCACAUCUGCUACCGUGACUGUGCGAACAUACCUGCGUGUUGCUUCAGCCACCUGCUCGUACACUUUUAACGGUGUCAAAUCGACUUCCCCGACCUAUGAAGUCACGAAUUCGCUGAAAGACGACCUCGACAUUGUAGCCACAUGCACUGAUGGGAACGACUCGUGGAAACUGGAGCUUGAUCCCGUCAAUUUCGUCUGGCAGAAUAACGCGGUUAACCAACCAAGUGGCAUGAAAGGAGGUCAGAAAGGUGCCAUCGUCGACUUGUUCGGAUGGCCGUACGAUGACAUUGCUCAGGAGUGUACAGACUUCUUGGGUAAAGCGGGUUACAUGGGAGUGAAGAUCAAUCCACCACAGGAGUCCGUGCUGACGGAUGCGUGGCCUCAAAGUGGUCAGAGGAACCCCUGGUACUUCGUUUAUCAGCCUGUGAGUUACCGACUGUACUCACGUCUUGGAACGAGGAAGCAGCUCAGGAACAUGAUCCAAACCUGUCGCGCCAACGGAUUGCGCGUAUAUGCUGAUGCAGUGGUCAAUCACAUGUCUGGUGGAGGAAACGAUGUGCUCUCGCACCGCUACAACAGUGAUGGAUCUUGCGUCACGUGGGGUGCCAAGUCCAGUGCCAAGGAAUCUCCUUACUACACACACAGCUUCACAUACGGCGUAAAUGCUUACACAAAUGUUCGCCCAGCGCUCGAGUUCCCGGCUGUUCCUUACGGACCGACAGAUUUUCACUGUGAACGCACUAUGAGCUCGUGGACAGACCCGCUUCAACUUGAAACAGGAUGGCUUACAGGCUUGACUGACUUGAACACCGAGAAAACCUAUGUUCGUGAGCGUAUCGCUCAAUAUUUCGUCGAUCUCCUCGGCAUCGGCUUCAGCGGACUUCGACUGGACGCGCUGAAGCACAUUGGACCUGUCGAUACAGGUGCAAUUUUCGGACUUCUGAGUAAAUACAUGGGCGGCAGUCUCCCGGACGACUUCAUUUCAUGGGGUGAAGUGAUCUUGGGUGGCGAGGCCAGUCUUCUGGCAUGCAACGCCAACUCGGGUUACAAUUUCUACAAGGGUUUGGAUGCAGAGUACGCUGCUAAUGGAAUCUCCGCCACUGACAUUGCCAAGCUGAAGAUCUGGUCGUCAGAUUACCCGAAGGAAUUCCCGAUUUGUGGUUCUUGGAUUCUACCGGCCUCUCGGUUUGUGAUUCAGAAUGAUGACCACGAUCAGCAGAAUGAAGGUUCUUCGUCUCGUGAUAUGGGCGAUGCUGGAUCUGUGCUCAUUAAGGAUAAGGACGUCGCUAAGCAUCGCUCUUUCGAGGUCAAGCUAUUUACUCGCGCCGAUGCGGACUGGCAGAUCAAGGUGAUAUUAAGUUCGUACACGUGGUUCUCUAACGGUGCCGGAGGCUUCCCCGAUGGUAACUCGGACUGCAGCGGGUUUGACUCAUCACAAGGUCAAACGUGCACGGCCAGCGUGCCAUACGAGAAGGCUUUCCGUGCUGGAUCGUGUGGGUACACUGUCGAGGGCUUCGCUGGAGGCAGGUACACUCGCGUGCACCGCGAUCUAUCAAUUGUGAACGCAAUGCGUAGCUGGGUUGGUCUCUCCUCUGUGGCGCCGUCGGACAUCGGAAUCACCGGAAGUUGCUAAAGCUCAUUGACGGUUCGCCCAUUGGAUUGUUUCGAAUUUGGUUUGAGUAUUAGUUGAAGUUUCAUAGUCGGCAUGUCCUGAAGAAUGCAGUAUACAUGCCAGAAAAACAUACCAGCGUCGUUGCUAGUUUUUUUU